UCCCUCGUCUCGCGGGGGGCUGGCGGACGGAGCUCCUACGUCACGUGGUUAUCUCCUCCAUUGCUGGCUGGUCGGACCAAGAAGAGACGAGCUAACCUAGCGAGCUAACUGACUCGCACCGCUAGCCGUUUGUAACCCGGGACAGUCGCGUCAAGUCACCUCAAACACGGUCCUAUUUUCCCUUUUGAUUCGGAGGCACCACCGCUGCUGAUUUGCCCCUAAAGUCGCCUUCUCCGCUCCAGGAGAAAACGAAGUGGAGCCAUGUACAAUGGCAUCGGCCUGACCACACCUCGGGGCAGCGGCACCAAUGGCUAUGUGCAGCGCAACCUCUCCAGCCUGCGGGCCAAGCGGCCGCGGGACGAGCGUGGCGGCGAGCGGGACGAGAAGGACCGCGAGAGGCUGGAGAGCCAGCUGAACCGGCAGCCCAACGCAGAGAUCCUGGAGCACCAGCGCAAGAGGCAGCUGGAGGUCAAGUGUGCCGAGCUCCAGGACAUGAUGGAGGAGCAAGGGUAUUCUGUGGAGGAGAUCGACGAGAAGGUCAACAGCUUCCGUAUGAUGCUGCAGGAGAAGCAGGAGCCUGCACCAGCCACAACAGAUAGGCCAGCGGCGACCGAGACUCACGCCCUGGCCGCGGCCAACCAGCAGAAGAACGACCGGCUGCGUGACGCGUUCGGCAUCUCCAAAGACUACGUGGACGGCUCGUCCUUCCACCCGGAGCGCAAGGAGCGGGAGAAGGAGAAGAGGGACCAAGAGCGCCUUGAAAAGGAGAAGCAGCAGCAGCAACAGCAGCAGAAAUAUGUGGUGAUAGAAGAGUCUGAAGAUUCGGAUUCCCCUCCCAGGAAACAAAGCCGGAAGAAGAAAAAGAAGAACAAGAACCGCGACAGCUCGGAGAGUGGCUCCCCCUCUCCCAGACGAGAGAAGAAGAAAUCCAAGAAGAAGAAAAAGAAGAGGGAGGCCUCAUCAGACGACGAAGAGGAGAGCAACAGUUCUUCAGGAGAGAAGGCAAAGGCCUCCAAGAGGAAGCGGAAGAGCGAAGCGGCCGUCUCGCCGGACGCCAAGGCUGCGCGUGCCACCAGUAUCUCAUCUGGCUCUGCUCGAAGCCCAUCUCCCAUGCUCCCGAGGGCACGGCAACCGGACCAGCCGGUCAAAAGAGCGGAUGAGGGCCGAAGGGGGCGGUCCCCGGAUGUGAGGGGGCGUGGCCCCGAGGAGACCAGCCCAAAGCGCCAUGGCAACAGGGGGAAGUCUCCCGUAGCCCACAGCUCACCGGAACACCAGCGGGCCAACAAGGAGAAGAAACGGGCCACCGACAAGGUCUCCUCCAAGAGGCAGGACUCGCGCUCUCCCUCUCCGGCGCCACAGCAACAGGAGAAGCCCCGGGGCCGAGAGGUCCCGGACAGGGCCCGGCGCUCCAAGAGCCCGGAACACCGGGAACACCAGGCCAGAGGACGGGAGGUCCACGAGAAACCCAGACGCUCCAAGAGCCCGGUGCAUCGGGACAACCCCAUCAGGGCGCGCCACGUUCAGGAGAGGCCCCGGCGCUCCCAGAGCCCCGCACACCGCGACAAGGGCCGGCGCUCCAAGAGCCCGGAACACCGGGAGCAGGCCCGAGGGCGGGAUGUUCAGGAAAAACCCAGGCGCUCCCGGAGCCGAGACGACAAGGGGCAAGGCCGGGCGGCCCCUCAGAAGAACAGACACGACUCCUCCUCUUCGCCCUCGCCUCCCCCUCGCCCCGUCAAAAGCCGAGAGGCCGAGCGGGAAAAGGACGGGAAGAGGCAGGACAGAAAGGCGAGACAGGACUCGUCUUCCUCGCGCUCUCCGCCACCACAGAGGGACCGCGGGAGGCGGGACAGGAGCGGCGACCGCGAGCCCCGGAAGGAGAGGGAUUCCUCGCGGGACCGGGCCUCCGGCAGGCCCAGAGGGAGGGAGAGGGACUCUUCCCCGCCUCGGGGACAGAGGAGCAACAGGGGGAGGUCCUCUCCCGCCCCGGCCCUCACCAACGGCCAGCAGAAGGGCCGAGAGGGCGAGGCCAAGGCCCGGAGGGCGAGGGACAGCGGCUCGGAGGAGAGGAGCGUGACCCGGGGCAACAAGGAGGGCGAGGAGGAGGCGGCGGCGCAGCGCGGCCGCCAGUCUGGAGCCAACGCCCGGCGGGAGCCCGCUCGGUCCCCCUCUGGCGAGAGACGCCCGGACGGACGCGGGAACGCCGCGGUCAAGGGGAGGGAAGUGCGAGUGGAGGUUAGCGCGAGGCGCGGGAAGGAGGCCCCUCCGGAGAAGAAGGAGAAGGCCGGGGCGAAGCAGAAGGCCGGGGGGAAGAGCGGCCAGGAGAGCAGCAGCAGCAGCGGGAGCAGUGACAGCGACAGCUCCUCGUCCUCCUCCUCCUCGUCAUCCUCCGGUUCAUCUUCGUCCUCCUCCUCGUCUGAGGACGAGGGCAAGGCCAAGAAGGCGGCCGCCAAGGAGAAGAGCGCCUCGCCCAAGAGAUCCGCGGGCGUGGCCUCCGUCGGAGGGGCCGUUCAGCGGUAUCUGGCCAACGGAGGGAAGGCCAGCCCCGCGGGCAAGGGGGACGGCCAGAGGCGGAGCCCGGAGAGAGGCGGAGGCGGCGGGGAGGAGAGGGGCCGGGAGCGGGCCCGGGGCCAGGAGCGCUACAGCCCCACCCAGAUGGACAGCCCCAGCCCCCCGCCCGCGUCCCCCCCCAGGAGGGUCACCGCCGUGCCACCGCUGGCCCCCUCCAGGGCCGGAGACUCGGUCGACCGCGGCGGGGAGCGCGACAAGCCCAAGGAGAGGGACGUGGAGAAGAGGCACGAGAGGACCGCCAGCCCCCCCGGGCGGAGGUCCCGCUCCGCGUCACCCAAGCCCCCGUCUGCGGCGGUCCCGUCGCGCCGAUCGCCCUCCCCUCCCCGCCGCACCCCGCCCCGCCAGUACCAGGACCCCCCCGCCCGCGGGCGCAGGCCCUCCCCGCCCCGGCGCAGCCGCAGCAGGGAGCACGGGCGGGACAGGGAGAGGGAGAGGCUGAGAGAGCGAGGCGGGCGGGAGAGGUCCAGGGAGAGGCCGGCCCAGAGGAGCCGCUCCAGGAGCGCCCGCAGACGCAGCAGCCCCCCCUACAGAUCCAGACGUUCCCCCUCCCCACACCGACGGAGGAACAGCCGCUCCCACUCCCGAGAACGGCCCAGGGAACGGCCGCGGGAGAAGGAGCGCGGCGAGCGGGAUCGGGAGCGCGAGAGGGAGCGCGAGAGGGAGCGGGAGCGCGAGAAGGAGGCGGCCCGGGAGAAGGAGCGGGAGCGGAGCCGGCAGCGGGACGCCGAGCGAGCACGGGAGCGCAAGGAGCGCCCGCCGCCCAAGGAGGCGGCGGCGCCGCCACCGGCCCGCCGCUCCGCCUCCUCGUCCUCCUCCUCUUCGUCGUCCUCCUCCUCCUCCAGCGCGUCUUCCCCCUCCCCCCAGCGGCAGAAGAAGGACGCCGUCGCCGCCGCCGAGAAGCCCGCCGCCGCCACGGAGCGGGAGCCCCGAGAGGCGAGCAGGAAAGCGGCCUCCCCCGCCCCCGUCCACCCGGCCAAAGAGCCCCCCGCCUCCUCCUCCUCCUCCAGCCGCGUGCCCCCCCCAGAGGCCAGAGCGGGCCGUGAGAGGAGCCCCGCGCCGCGGCAGGUCAGCCCCGCCCGGGCCGCACAGCCCCCGGCGCCGCGGCCCGAGGGCGCCGUGAACGGGAGGGCGGCCGCGCCCGACAAGAAGGGAAAGAAGAGCGCGAGCUCCGGCUCGUCCUCGUCCUCGUCGUCCUCCUCGUCUUCCUCGUCUUCGUCCUCUUCGGACAGCUCUGACUCGGAGGCGGAGCAGGGGAAAGGUAAGCCAGCUGCUGCAGCUGCUGCGGCUGCUCCUUCCUCUUCAUCUUCCUCUUCAGAAAGCGAAAAGGAAAACAAGAAAAAGAGCCCGGCCAGACCAGCGAGGGUUCCCCAGGACUCCCUGAGGGACUCGCGCUCCCUCAGCUACUCUCCGCCCAGGAACCGCAGAGCUGCACAUUCCCCGCCCACUCGCAAGAGCGGCAGCAGUCGCUCUCCGAGCAGCCGGCAAAGAAGAUGAGUCGUCCCCCCGCCCCCCCCCCCCCGGUGGUCUGAAUGGGAUUGCGUUACGGACUCGAUAACUCAGAUUAGUCGCAGAGCCACGGAUGCGAGAAGGGGCCGUACCCGGCCGUGCCCUGAGGCACGGCGGUCGCGUCUGAUUUUGUGAUUUUCUGUGACCCAGAAGGUUGGCUUUUUUUUUUUUUUUCCUUCUUUUCUUUGUUUUUUUUAAACGGCAAGCCUUUUAUGAUCUAAAGGAAGAAUCGGUUGCAAGGUGCAGUCUUGGAAUUUAGUGGGGUUACUGGAGAAUUUACUUCAUCUCAGACAUAUAAAACACACACAGACAGGCACGCACACAUUCACAGACGCACACACACAGACACACAGACAAACACGCGGACACACAAACACAAAGACACAAACACUUUAUAUAAAUUCACAGUAAUGAAAACGGUAACUCAUGACGGAAUGAUCCCCUGGCUUUCCAUCUGUUCUUGUACUGUAUCCGUCAGUUGCAUUGUUCUAAAUGUAGAUAUGAGCUGUCUGUGUUUUGGUUAAUAUCGAUGAGCAGAAAUGCUGUUUCUAUGUAAUGUGAUUAUGAAACUGCCCCACGUGGUUUCUUUGUGAAAAUGAAUCAUGAUAAUAAAAAGCAGUUGUACAUUUUA
Messenger RNA from Gadus morhua (Atlantic cod), 4705 nucleotides. RefSeq names its product serine/arginine repetitive matrix 2 (gene srrm2). The transcript has 14 exons. NCBI's taxonomy places the organism in Eukaryota, Metazoa, Chordata, Actinopteri, Gadiformes, Gadidae. Gene Ontology annotation, cellular component: nucleus. The record is from RefSeq and is a predicted model, not a curated record. The coding region runs from base 262 to 4062 and encodes 1266 amino acids.